This is a messenger RNA of Populus euphratica (Euphrates poplar), 1782 nucleotides long. Its product is annotated as putative pectinesterase/pectinesterase inhibitor 45. Lineage: Eukaryota; Viridiplantae; Streptophyta; Magnoliopsida; Malpighiales; Salicaceae. The record is from RefSeq and is a predicted model, not a curated record. Gene Ontology annotation, biological process: cell wall modification. Gene Ontology annotation, molecular function: pectinesterase activity; enzyme inhibitor activity. The transcript is spliced from 3 exons.
AUGGUUUUCCAAGAUUUUGAUCUUCUAUCCGAGAGAAGAAGAUCAGAAAGGCAACAAAAACUUCGAAAGAAAAUUGCCAUUGCAGCAGUUUCAGGUAUUGCUUUCUUUGUUAUAGUUGGUGCUGGAGUUUUCGCCCUUGUCUCUAGUCACAAGAGCAGCCCAGGUAACAAUGGAGGAUCAGCUGUGCCUCAGCCUGAAGAAUCCGCAAAACCGAUAUCACGUGUCACCAGGGUUAUCAAAACGGUAUGUAAUGCUACCACUUACCAGGAGACAUGCCAAAAAACCCUCGAGAAGGAAGUGGAAAAGGACCCUUCUUCGGCUCAACCCAAAAAUCUUCUCAAGAUAGCAAUCAAAGCAGCCGACGAAGAGAUAAAAAAGGUUUUAAAGAAAGCCUCAUCCUUCAAAUUCGACGACCCACGGGAGAAAGCUGCAUUUGAAGAUUGUCUAGAACUCGUUGAGAAUGCUAAAGAAGAAUUGAAAGACUCUGUUGCCCAUGUUGGUGAUGAUCUGGGAAAGCUUGUUAAAAAUGCCCCGGACUUGAACAAUUGGCUGAGUGCGGUCAUGUCUUACCAACAAACUUGCAUUGAUGGAUUCCCUGAAGGAAAAUUGAAAUCUGACAUGGAAAAGACAUUUAAGGCAUCCAAGGAGUUCACCAGCAAUUCCCUUGCGAUGGUUUCAUCAUUAACUUCAUUCAUGAAAAAUUUUCCCUUUCCAGGAGCACUUAACCGUCGGCUUCUGGCAAAGGAAGACAAUUCACCCGCAUUGAACAAGGAUGACCUUCCUGGAUGGAUGAGUAAUGAGGAUCGCAGAAUAUUGAAGGGUGCUAGUAAAGACAAGCCAAAACCAAAUGUUACUGUGGCAAAAGAUGGUAGUGGUGACUUCAAAACAAUUUCCGAAGCAUUGGCGGCCAUGCCAGCAAAAUAUCAAGGACGGUAUGUUAUCUUUGUUAAACAGGGAAUUUACGAUGAGACCGUGACAGUAACAAAGAAGAUGGCGAACAUCACUAUCUACGGUGAUGGAUCACAAAAGACCAUUGUGACAGGGAACAAAAAUUUUGCUGACGGAGUUCAAACUUUCAGAACUGCAACUUUUGCGGUGUGAGGAGAUGGAUUUUUGUGCAAAACUAUGGGAUUCAGAAACACAGCAGGUCCAGAGAAACAUCAGGCUGUGGCUAUCAGAGUCCAAGCUGAUCGUGCAAUAUUCCUGAACUGUCGUUUUGAAGGAUACCAAGAUACCUUGUAUGCACAAACACACCGCCAAUUCUACAGAAGCUGUGUCAUUACCGGCACUGUUGAUUUCAUCUUUGGAGAUGCAGCUGCCAUCUUCCAAAACUGCCUUAUUACUGUCCGGAAACCAUUGGAAAACCAACAAAAUCUCAUUACGGCCCAGGGUAGGGUUGACGGACAUGAAACUACAGGAAUUGUUCUUCAAAAUUGUCGCAUCGAGCCAGACAAGGACUUGGUUCCUGUGAAGACCAAGAUCAGGAGUUACCUUGGAAGGCCCUGGAAAGAAUUUUCAAGAACUAUUAUCAUGGAAUCAACAAUUGGUGAUUUUAUUCACCCUGAUGGAUGGCUACCAUGGCAAGGAGAGUUUGGACUCAAAACUCUGUAUUAUGCAGAGUACAACAAUAAAGGAGCUGGUGCAAAGACAACUGCAAGGAUCAAGUGGCCUGGCUAUCAUAUCAUUAAUAAUGAAGAGGCCAUGAAAUUGACUGCUGAGCCUUUCUAUCAAGGGGAUUGGAUUAGUGCUACCGGCUCUCCUAUUCACCUUGGCUUGUUUUAA